Molecule: messenger RNA, 2228 nt
Organism: Spodoptera frugiperda (fall armyworm)
Lineage: Eukaryota; Metazoa; Arthropoda; Insecta; Lepidoptera; Noctuidae
Exons: 9
Coding region: 319-1380 (353 amino acids)
Biological process (GO): cell-matrix adhesion
Cellular component (GO): basement membrane
Source: RefSeq, a predicted model, not a curated record
UGUUACAAAAUAUUAUUGAUAGAGCGAUACGAUUGGAUUGUUUUACGAGGUAUAGAUAACAAUUAAAGUUUUCCUGGCCUGUGAUUGGUCACAUGACGGUCGGCAGGGCGUCGUUACGAUGGACCACUAAUGAGAUAAACAUGUGAUCUAAGAUGGCGGACCUAGUGGGAAUCUUCAAGUAGUGGAAGUUUUUCAGACGGGACGCACCUCCACGACACUGGCUGCACCACCCCUCCGAUACACUGCUCAGUCAACAAUGAGACGCACAGGGGAAUCAACCUCCUCUCACCCACUGUUUGCAACUGUUGCGAAUAUUGCAUGCCGCUUUACGGGGAAGGAGAGCACUGCUCCAGAGGAGGACCAGGUACUGGCUCCACGGUCGGCAGGUGUGGCGACGGACUUUACUGUUGGCCGGGGGAAGAAGAUAACUACUGCGGGAGAAUGAAGUCGGAUUGCCAUUCUGCACAAGAUAGGUACGACGAGCGGGAGCGCAAUGGGGAGCUAGGGGCCCUGGAAGAGAGGCCGCGCUGUGACGGCAAGGGCAAGUAUUACAAGUUCGAGUGUGUCCCCGCACAAACAUGCUUCUGUCAGGCAGACGAUGGUAGAAGACUCUUUGGUGAAGUUCUGAAUCUUGGAGUAGUUACUGAGAACACUAUGCACUGUGGAUGUUCCCGAUUCCACGAUCUUAUGAAUUCAGUAAUCGGCAGCGGCGUGCCAGCCCCAGUAGUGGGUCCACGGUGCACUGCAGACGGCAACUACUUCCCGAUCCGCUGCAUCAAUAAUAUUUGCUACUGCGUUGACAAAAUCACAGGAAUCAUCAGCAAAGAUUACCCUACAGUACAUAUUGACUUGGAGAGACAAUCCAUUGCUCAACUGCCUUGCUAUGAGAAGGACUUAGAUUUGUUUGAGGAGUUCGACAAGGAACACCCGGCCACCUUCUCAUCGCCAUGUCUGAUGAAGCAGGCAGAGAUGGUGGCAGAGGUCCUGGAUUCUGAAGAGGAUGAGUUUAACCUUGACUUCUUCGGCGGCUUCCCUGAAUGUCUUCCGGAUUGGACUUUUGGAAGAAUCGCUGUGAACAGUGCUGGACACAAAGUCUGCGUGGACGAACGAGGAAGACAAAUCGAGAAUUACCAUGCUGAUAGGAAAACAGAUCCUGCUGCCUAUAACAAUAUGGACUGCAAAUGUGCGCUAACUAGAAAACUCAUGGGAGAUUUGCCUGAGAAGCCGGUCUGUUGUAGAAACGGCAAUUUCAGGAGGAUCCAGUGUCGCCGAGGCAUGUGCCGAUGUGUGGACAGCGAUGGAAGGCAGACUGAGAAGGAAACUAGUGACGUCACGGAGCUAAGCUGCUACGACAACGAUACCGAUUGGAGGACUUGUUAAGAUGUAUUAACUCUUUGCAACCAAACUCUUCUUGACAACCCUAACCUUUACCAAUCAAUUUUCAAACGUAUAAACUAUCAAACAAGGCUUAAAAUCACUUAACCCUUUAACCGCCGCAGUUGUAUAUAAGCAACUAUAAAAUAUUAAGUUACUUAUAUACACUCGCCGCAGUUGUACCUAUAUAAGCAGCUUUAUGCAAUAAGCAACUUUAUGCUAAUACUGCGUUGUGUAUUUUUAAACGUGUCAAACGGUAAUCGAGUUUGAUCUUUAUUAAUCAAGAAAUAGAUGUGAUAACGGUAAUGUAUCUAUAAUUUUAUUAUAACUUUCGUGAGACAUACUAAAUUAAUUAUUAUGUUAUCGGCUUACUCACAUAACUGUUUGCUACUGACAAUCGCCUCGUCGUGUGUCGCGGAAUGCUGCUCAUGAAUAUGAGCCUCUAGCAUGGCUUGAAACUAGUCGAGUUCCUCGUCAAACAGUUACGCGAGUAAACCGAUAACAUAGUAAUCUAACUAAGUUAGUGAUUUUAUAAAAUCAAGGACUUGUUUCAUAAUUCCUGACUAACUUGGUGUUAAUUUAAUUAUCAUUAUAAAAAACAUAGGUAUUAAGUACUUAACUAAAUAAAAAUAAUAACUAUGAUUAAAAUAUUUACAGUUUAUAAAUACCGAAAAAGAGAUUAUCAUUAUUGAAGGUAGAUAAUAUUUCAUACGGUUAAAGUUAGUAUAAAAAUUUAAAGUUAAUCAGGUAUUGUGAGUUAGGUUCUUAUAAUAUUUUUAUAAUAUGUAAAGUUUUGUAUACCUAUUUAAAUAGCUACGUGUGUGUAAAAAAAGUUAAUAAAUAUUGUGACUAAA